This is a messenger RNA of Arabidopsis arenosa, 1435 nucleotides long. The record is from the annotation of a GenBank genome assembly. Lineage: Eukaryota; Viridiplantae; Streptophyta; Magnoliopsida; Brassicales; Brassicaceae.
GAGAAGUAUUUCAAUCUGGGAAAAAUCUGAUUUAGCGGAUCUUUAAUCGGAGCAAUGGGUUUGACGAAUUUCAUAUUGACGGUAGCCGGAGUAGGCGCCGUGGUGAUGCUAUUGAGGAGCGACGUGAAGCAAUCUGUCACCGUCUUAAGGCGUAACGUCAAGCACAUCCGCCACUGGCUCGAAGAAGAAUCCUCCGCCGCCUCCUCCAAGGCAGCGGAGUCCAUAAAACCAAAGGAAAUAGAGACAAAGAGAUUCCGAUUUUUAACUUCCUUGUUCGAGAAAUUGGCGAAGAAGCUCAUACAAUUGAAAAUGGCAGUGUCGACGUUUUCGAGCCCCACGCCUGUCUCCGGCAUCGCUGAACCACCAGCAUCAUUCUCCUCCGCCGCAAUUGGCUGGAAGCAACCGUACUCUACUUCCUCACGAGCUCCGUUGAGAUUUCGGAGGAUGAAGAAGCGUCGAGGAAUCUCUUGCGAUUAUUCUUGCAUCGAGGUUAGGGAUGUCUGCUACCGUCCUCCGGGAACACAAUUGAAUAUCUUAAAUGGUGUUAAUUUUUCCCUGCGUGAGAAAAGCUUUGGCUUGAUUUUUGGCAAGAGUGGGAGUGGUAAAACUACCCUUUUGCAGCUUCUUGCUGGGCUAAACAAACCAACAUCAGGUUCCAUUUGUAUCCAAAGAUAUGGGGAUGAUGGCCAGCCUAAGGCGGUUCCUGAGUUACUGCCCACUGAAAAAGUGGGCAUUGUUUUCCAAUUUCCAGAGAGAUUCUUUGUUGCAGAUAAUGUGCUUGAUGAAAUUACUUUUGGUUGGCCAAGGCAAAAAGGUUGUCUGCAGCUCAAGGAGCAACUGACUUCAAAUCUCCAGAGAGCAUUUAAUUGGGUUGGAUUAGACAGCAUCCCACUUGAUAAAGAUCCUCAGUUACUAAGUGGAGGCUACAAACGUCGGCUUGCACUAGCUAUUCAAUUGGUGCAAACUCCAGAUUUACUGAUACUGGAUGAGCCCCUCGCUGGUCUUGAUUGGAAAGCACGUGCAGAUGUUGCAAAGCUCUUGAAGCACCUUAAGAAGGAACUGACUUUACUUGUUGUAAGUCAUGACCUAAGAGAGUUAGCGGCCUUGGUCGACCAGUCAUGGAGGAUGGAAACAGGGGGUGUUCUUCUUGCAGAAUGUCCACCACUUUAGUUCAAUGUUCACUAUUGCGGAAGGUCCAUACCAGGUUUGGCUCGGAUGUUAUUGAUUUUUUCGAGUAUUGUUGCAAAAAAGUGAUACAGGCUAUUACCCUGGCAUAGGUUUUUAUUGCAUGAAAUUUUAGAUAGAUAGCCGCUCUUCCUUUAUGGUGGAUUUUCUAUGGAAGUUCUUUUGUGUAGGAGAUAAUGAUAUGUUAUGCCAUAUCAGUUGAGAGAGAAAUAGUGUGCCUCUCAUCUGAGAUUAAAGCAUAUAACUGGAU